UAAGUAGUUAAAAUAUCAUAUCCAAAUGAUAUAUGUCUAAAUACCAUGCGGGUACUUACUGCUUGGUGUGGUAAAUUUUUUGUAGUUUAAAAUUUGCUUUUGUCUGAUAUCCUAAUUCCGAUUUUCCGUUUACAUGUUAGAAAUGUGUUACAGAUUCGUCGGUUAAUCGAAACUCUAUUCUUGUAAUAGUGUAACCCCGCCGAGUCACAACCGUCAAAGACAACUGUAAUUUAUUAUUAGUUCUUAGUAUUACUAUUACAAUGUCGACCUAAACUAUACACGUGGAUGUGAACAAUCAGUGUAUUAUGGGAAAAAUAAAGAGAAAAAGUCUAGAUUCAUUAAAAAAAUUGCGGCGGUCAAAACGGCGACGAUCUUCUAAGAAAUUUAUUGAAAAAAAAACUGUAUCUAAAACACUAACUAUGGACAUUAAUAAACCAAAUGUAAAUGUUGUUGAGUCUGAUGAGGUUAUUGAGGAUGAUGACAAUUCACUUCCUACUGAUAUACUUAAAAGUAUGAAAACUGUUUCUUCCAAAGUAACAAAACCAGACAUUAUAAGUGAUGAAAUUAUAGAUAUUACUAAUAUUACUGAUGAAAAUAUUGCAAUUGAAAAUUUCCAAACUGUAGAUCGUAAAAAAACAACUCUGAACAUCGAUAAUAAUGACAUAAUAGAUAUUACUAAUAUUACUAUCACAUGUGAUAAAUAUGAAAAUGUCCCUAAACAAUUUUCUAGUGAUACAAUAUUGUCUGAUGAUGAUGAUGAUGAUGAUGAUAGUAAUGAUGAUGGUAGUGAUGAUGAUGUUCAAAUUAUUGAUGUUACUAAUCGUGACUCUAUUGAACUUAUUACUAUAUCGGAUGACAGUGAUGAAGAAAAUACAUCAAAUCAAAAUUCUAUUGAAAACCCAAUUAGUUCUAAACCUGUAGACAAAUGUCUAGAUAUUUGCACAAAAAGCAUAAUUAAAAGCUCAUAUAAUAGUCCUUUACGCAACCGUAAAAGGAGAUGGGAUGAAGAAAAUAUAACUAGAUUGGAUAAUAACUUAGGAGCAUUUGUUAUUGAUAAACAAAAAAUUUCUAAUAACAAACAGAAUCUUUCACAGAAUUUCAUCACGUUGGAACAAAAAGCUUUUAAAAUUUCCAAGCCACAUGUAUCUUCAACCGUUACGACUUCUAAUGCUAAUAGAAAGCUACGGCCAAUUGUCAUUGAUGGUUUAAAUAUUGGACAUGCACAUGGUUCAGGAACGUUUUCUGGAAAAGGCAUUGAAUUAUGUAUACAAUUUUUCACUGAUCUAGGACAUACAGAUGUAAUAGCAUUCAUUCCACAACAUCGACAGGGACCACCUGGGUCUGAAUCAAAUACCAUCUUAAAUAAGUUGGUUAAAAAAGGACAAAUUUGUUUUACUCCUAGCAGAAAAGUCCAAAACCUAAGGAUGACAUGUCAUGAUGAUCGAAUUAUACUUAAAUAUGCCCAUCAAUGUGGUGGAGUAGUUGUUUCAAAUGAUAACUAUCGAGAUUUAUAUGAUGAAAGCGAAGCAUUCAAAGAAAUCAUUGAAAACAGGCAAGUAAUGGUUACAUUUGUCAGGGAUCAGAUAAUUGUUCCAGAAGAUCAAUACAAUCGAAGAUCAACUAUUCGGUCUCUUUCAGAUAUUUUACGUUUUCCUGAAUAGAUUUAAUUAAAAGUGAUAUUUUAAUUAUAAAUGAAGUACUUUAUAAUUUUUUUUUUAUUAUUUUUCAUACCUAAUUCAAGUUUAAUGUGAAAAACAUUUGUAAUGCAAAUUAAAAAAUAUCUAAUAUAUUAUUAUUUAAAAAAAAUUGAAGACUGAUAACUAAUAUUGUUAAUUACAUUGAAAAAAAAAAAAAUGUAAAAUAAUGUGAUUUUAGUUUACUGUUUCAAAAUACUAUAACAAUUACAAUUAUAAGUUAUUCGUCGUAUUAAAGUG
Rhopalosiphum maidis (corn leaf aphid) is the source of this 1934-nucleotide messenger RNA. RefSeq names its product probable ribonuclease ZC3H12C. Gene Ontology annotation, molecular function: RNA endonuclease activity; mRNA binding. The record is from RefSeq and is a predicted model, not a curated record. The transcript has 5 exons. Gene Ontology annotation, cellular component: cytoplasmic ribonucleoprotein granule; nucleus. The coding region runs from base 306 to 1661 and encodes 451 amino acids. NCBI's taxonomy places the organism in Eukaryota, Metazoa, Arthropoda, Insecta, Hemiptera, Aphididae.